AUGGGAUAUAGUAGUGAUGGAUUUCCAGAAGAGAAAAAUGAAAAAUGGUCAGUUUUUUAUUGAUUUAUUUUAAUAAAUAUUGUUUUUUUUCAGGAGUUUCGAGAAAGUACGCGAAUUUGUUCGCCGAAAAACCCGACGAAGAAUAGAUGAUUAUUAUGAUCUUGUUCCGAAACCUGGAACACAAUUUUGUAUACAUUUAACUAUUCGAAGUAUACAGGUAAAUAUUUUCAAGUUUAUGGAUCAGGUUGAUAAAAUUAAAAUUAAAACAUUUAGUAUUUCCUGAAUUUUUAAAAAAACAUGUUAAGUUUUUUCUAGCCGAAGCACCUCAUUAAGAUGGGUCAGGUAGAAAAAAUCCAUGAAUUUUCUAUAAUAAAAAAUUCUUUCUUCCAAAAUCGUCCAAUAAGAUUUUUUAGUUCAAUAAAAAGUGUUUUCUUCUUUCAGACAGCUACAGUUUUUGGAAGUAUUCUAGGACCUGUUACUUCGUUGUUGAUGCAAAAAACUGAGAAAAAUGAGCUGAUGUGAGUAUUUUUUUUUCAUUUUUUCAAACUUUGUUUCUUCAAAACAAAUUCUUCUUGCAGAAAUUCAAUGGUAAUUGGUGGAAUGAAUGGUGCAUUGGUUGGUGCAGCUCUUGGACCUGUUUUAUCGCUUGCAAUGUGUAAAAAUAUGAACAAAAUGAAAAAGUUAGAGAAAUUGGUUAAAAACAAGUGAGUCUAAGAAUGUUUUUUUUCGAAAACAAAAAAAAAUCUGAAUUAUAUUUUUUAGUUUUGAUUCAAGUCAACUUUGGCAAGAUCAUAUUGCAAUAGCAUCAGCUGCCAUUGGAUAUAUGUCACAUGGUCAAGUUGGUUUGGUUGUUGGUCUCGAUUUAUCGCUCAUAUUUGCUCUUGUUACUAGGAAUUGGUAG
This is a messenger RNA of Caenorhabditis angaria, 901 nucleotides long. NCBI's taxonomy places the organism in Eukaryota, Metazoa, Nematoda, Chromadorea, Rhabditida, Rhabditidae. The record is from the annotation of a GenBank genome assembly.